This is a messenger RNA of Manihot esculenta (cassava), 1804 nucleotides long. RefSeq names its product glycerophosphodiester phosphodiesterase GDPD6. Gene Ontology annotation, biological process: lipid metabolic process. Gene Ontology annotation, molecular function: glycerophosphodiester phosphodiesterase activity. NCBI's taxonomy places the organism in Eukaryota, Viridiplantae, Streptophyta, Magnoliopsida, Malpighiales, Euphorbiaceae. The transcript is spliced from 7 exons. The record is from RefSeq and is a predicted model, not a curated record. Gene Ontology annotation, cellular component: vacuole. Bases 463 to 1653 code for a protein of 396 amino acids.
CCGAACUACAUCUCUCUAAUGAUUUCUGGGUUUUUGCAUUUUAUGGCUAGUUUGAUGUUUGAUAUGACAUUUGGCAAUGAUUCUAUUCUCUUUUUAUAUUAUUUUGUUUUUUUCAAUUGCUAUUUUUGUAUAGUUUUCCACAUAUAUUCCCAUUGUUGGGACUUGGGAAUGGAAUGUAUUCUGAAAUUAAGCAGAUGAUGAUCUUGGAAUAAUGGUUGAGAAUGGUGCAAAGUGGCUCCGCAUGCAAAGGAUAAUUUUUAGCUAAUGUUUUGUGAUCGUUUGGCUAUGCAUAAAUAUGAUGCUGUUAAUCAUACAUUCAAUAUCUUGAUGGGUCACCGCUACAAAUUCAGCAUAGUUCCAUUAAUCUGUUCCCAAUAUGUUAUCCCAAAUUGUAGAUUAAAAUUCUGUCCUCAGAUCAAGUAAAUUGCCCUCUGGGUGUUAUCUCAUCGUUGGAUUAACAUAAUGGAUGAAUUGCUUGGUACUAUAGCAAAUGCAGGUUAUGUUCUCAUCAUAUUUCUAUCAAUCACACUUGUGUCAACUGCAAGGCCAUUCUAUCCUCUGCCAAGUAAAAUAAGCCAUGGUACCAAACAGCCUUUACAGACUUCUCGUCCAUUUAAUGUUGCACAUAGAGGAUCAAAUGGAGAGAUUCCUGAGGAAACUGCUGCUGCAUUCAUGAGAGCCAUUGAAGAAGGAGCAGAUUUCAUAGAAGCAGAUAUUCUAUCCUCCAAAGAUGGUGUUCUUAUAUGCUUCCAUGAUGUUACUCUUGAUGACACAACUGAUAUUGCAGAUCACAAAGAGUUUUCAAAUCGUAAUUGGACCUAUGAUGUUCAAGGGGUCAACACUACUGGCUUUUUCCCUGUUGAUUUUACCUUUGAAGAACUUAAGACAUUGCGGGUGAAACAGAGAUUUGCAUUCCGGGAUCAACAGUAUAAUGGAAAAUUUUCUAUUAUCAGCUUUGAGGAGUUCAUAUCAAUUGCACUGGAUGCACCAAGAGUUGUGGGCAUAUACCCAGAAAUAAAAAAUCCUGUACUCAUCAACCAGCAUGUGAAGUGGCCAGGUGGCAAGCGAUUUGAGGACAAGUUUGUUGAGACUCUUAAGAAGUAUGGAUAUAAAGGUUCUUAUAUGUCAAAAGAUUGGCUGAAACAACCUAUUUUUAUCCAAUCCUUUGCUCCAACUUCGCUCGUGUACAUAUCAAAUCAGAUAGAUUCACCCAAAAUCUUCUUGAUUGAUGACAUUACAAUUCCAACUCAAGAUACUAAUCAGUCAUACUGGGAAAUCACUUCUGAUGCUUAUCUAGACUACAUUAAGGACUACGUAGUGGGAAUUGGACCCUGGAAGGAUACAGUUGUUCCUGUGAAAAUUAAUUAUAUGCAAAUUUCUACAGAUCUUAUUGCCAAAGCACAUUCCCAUAAUCUCCAGGUGCACCCAUACACCUACCGUAAUGACGGUUCAUUCUUGCACUACGACUUUCAUCAAGACCCAUAUGAAGAAUACCAUUACUGGAUUAACACUGUAGGAGUUGAUGGACUCUUUACAGACUUCCCAGGAACUCUCCAUAACUUUCAGGAAUGGACUUCACCUCUUUCUAAGGAGGAAAGUGCAUCUAAAUUAUUGCAUGAAAUAGCAUUGUUGACCACUUCAUAUAAAAACUGAUGGUGAAAACCAAAUUUAUUUGUCAUCUUUAGGUUCAGAUUCUCCAAGCAAUUUUGCUUAUUUGUUCAUAGGAGAGAGUUUCAGGCUUCCUUGUAUUGAAUUCCCUGCUGAGAAUAAUAAAUGACGUUUGAUGAGGUUAUUCCAUGGAAAA